GUGAGGUGCGGGGAGGGGAGAGGAAAGGCCUAUGUAGGUGGGCAUUCUUUGGUGUCCUAAGAGUGUUGCGUGCAUCCGGGAGAUGAGGACUGGUUUCUUUGCGGGGGAGGCCAUUUCGGCUGGAUAGAGGACUGUCUUAACCCAAGUUUUCCAGUAUUGAGCUUCUUAGGAAGCGAGUUUCCCGUCACUGGACACUACGAGCAGAACUGGGUUCCUUUUAUUUCAAGUACCAUAUAGUAUUAUGGGUUAUUGGCAUGUCUGAGGGCGUCCAUGGAGUCGUGUGCAGGCUUUGGAAACGCUGAGCAUAAGCAGUGACUUCUGCCUGGAAAAAUUGGGAACUUUUUCUAAAGAGAAAAGGUGGCCAAAGAGGGCCUCUGGAGUCGCUCGAUUCUGAAAUUACCUGUCAUGAGAGCUGUCUGAUCUUUAGCCCUUCAUCCUUGAUUAAGGAAAUGACCAACCAGUACAGUAUUCUGUUCAAGCAAGAGCAAGCCCAUGAUGAUGCCAUUUGGUCAGUUGCCUGGGGAACAAACAAGAAGGAGAACUCUGAAACAGUGGUCACAGGAUCCCUGGAUGACCUGGUGAAGGUCUGGAAAUGGCGUGAUGACAGGCUGGACCUACAGUGGAGCCUGGAGGGACACCAGCUGGGGGUGGUGUCUGUGGACAUCAGCCAUACUCUACCCAUUGCUGCAUCCAGCUCUCUUGAUGCUCAUAUUCGUCUCUGGGACUUGGAAAACGGCAAACAGAUAAAGUCUAUAGAUGCAGGACCUGUGGAUGCCUGGACUCUGGCCUUUUCUCCUGAUUCCCAGUAUCUGGCCACAGGAACUCAUGUGGGGAAAGUGAAUAUUUUUGGUGUGGAAAGUGGGAAAAAAGAAUAUUCUUUGGACACGAGAGGAAAAUUCAUUCUUAGUAUUGCAUAUAGUCCUGAUGGGAAGUACCUGGCCAGCGGAGCCAUAGAUGGAAUCAUCAAUAUUUUUGAUAUUGCAACUGGAAAACUUCUGCACACGCUGGAAGGCCAUGCUAUGCCCAUUCGCUCCUUGACCUUUUCCCCAGACUCCCAGCUCCUAGUCACAGCUUCAGAUGAUGGCUACAUCAAGAUCUACGAUGUACAACAUGCCAACUUGGCAGGCACACUAAGUGGCCACGCCUCCUGGGUGCUCAACGUUGCAUUCUGCCCUGACGACACUCACUUUGUCUCCAGUUCAUCUGACAAAAGUGUCAAAGUUUGGGAUGUUGGAACAAGGACCUGUAUUCACACCUUCUUUGAUCACCAAGAUCAGGUUUGGGGAGUAAAAUAUAAUGGAAAUGGCUCAAAAAUUGUGUCUGUUGGAGAUGACCAGGAAAUUCACGUCUAUGAUUGCCCAGUUUAAACAUCAGCAUCUUCAGGGCCAGUGCCGCAGAGAAUGUACAGGUCAAUAAGAACAUUCCUUACCUUUUUAAGUAGUUAAAUACAGCAUAUAUUGUAACAAAGACUUAAAUUUUGUAGAUAUGAUAUAAAAUUUUUCCUGUUUUACUGGAAAUGCUGUUCAUACUUUAAUGUAAAUAGAGCAUUCCUAAUGUAAACACACCUGCA
Nannospalax galili (Upper Galilee mountains blind mole rat) is the source of this 1570-nucleotide messenger RNA. It is a transcript of the gene Skic8, whose product is annotated as WD repeat domain 61. The transcript has 11 exons. Gene Ontology annotation, cellular component: Cdc73/Paf1 complex. Gene Ontology annotation, molecular function: protein binding. The coding region runs from base 450 to 1367 and encodes 305 amino acids. NCBI's taxonomy places the organism in Eukaryota, Metazoa, Chordata, Mammalia, Rodentia, Spalacidae. The record is from RefSeq and is a predicted model, not a curated record.